Messenger RNA from Parus major (Great Tit), 3078 nucleotides. RefSeq names its product cullin 3 (gene CUL3). The coding region runs from base 15 to 2255 and encodes 746 amino acids. The record is from RefSeq and is a predicted model, not a curated record. Gene Ontology annotation, molecular function: ubiquitin protein ligase binding. NCBI's taxonomy places the organism in Eukaryota, Metazoa, Chordata, Aves, Passeriformes, Paridae. The transcript has 15 exons. Gene Ontology annotation, biological process: ubiquitin-dependent protein catabolic process; protein ubiquitination. Gene Ontology annotation, cellular component: Cul3-RING ubiquitin ligase complex.
UUUUAUUUUUACAGAUGACUAUGGAUGAGAAAUAUGUGAACAGCAUCUGGGAUCUUCUGAAAAACGCAAUCCAAGAGAUUCAGCGUAAGAACAAUAGUGGUCUCAGUUUUGAGGAGCUGUAUAGAAAUGCUUAUACAAUGGUGUUGCAUAAACAUGGUGAAAAACUCUACACUGGACUAAGAGAAGUGGUCACUGAGCAUCUAAUAAACAAGGUGCGAGAAGACGUGUUAAAUUCCUUGAAUAACAACUUUCUACAAACACUAAACCAAGCGUGGAAUGACCAUCAAACAGCAAUGGUGAUGAUUAGAGACAUUCUGAUGUAUAUGGACCGAGUGUAUGUGCAACAAAACAAUGUGGAGAAUGUCUACAACUUGGGCCUGAUAAUUUUUCGAGAUCAAGUUGUACGUUACGGAUGCAUCAGGGAUCACCUGAGGCAAACCCUGCUGGAUAUGAUUGCAAGAGAGAGGAAAGGAGAAGUUGUAGACAGAGGCGCAAUAAGAAAUGCUUGCCAGAUGUUAAUGAUUCUAGGUCUUGAAGGAAGGUCAGUCUAUGAAGAAGACUUCGAGGCUCCAUUUUUGGAAAUGUCUGCAGAAUUUUUUCAGAUGGAAAGUCAGAAAUUUUUAGCUGAAAACAGUGCUUCUGUGUAUAUAAAGAAAGUAGAAGCUAGAAUUAAUGAAGAAAUAGAGCGGGUGAUGCAUUGUCUGGAUAAAUCAACAGAAGAACCCAUUGUGAAAGUUGUUGAGAGGGAGCUUAUUUCCAAGCAUAUGAAAACUAUAGUGGAAAUGGAGAACUCUGGGUUAGUUCAUAUGCUGAAAAAUGGGAAGACAGAAGACCUUGCUUGCAUGUACAAGUUGUUCAGCCGUGUGCCAAAUGGUCUGAAGACGAUGUGUGAGUGCAUGAGCUCAUACUUGAGAGAGCAAGGCAAAGCACUGGUUUCUGAAGAGGGAGAAGGAAAGAAUCCAGUUGACUACAUUCAGGGUUUACUGGACUUGAAGAGUAGGUUUGAUCGCUUCCUUCAAGAAUCUUUCAAUAACGAUCGGCUCUUCAAGCAGACGAUUGCGGGUGACUUUGAGUACUUCCUCAACCUCAACUCCAGGUCUCCAGAGUACCUCUCAUUAUUUAUUGACGAUAAGCUGAAAAAGGGAGUCAAGGGACUAACAGAGCAAGAAGUAGAAACUAUAUUGGAUAAGGCAAUGGUUUUAUUCAGGUUUAUGCAAGAGAAAGAUGUUUUUGAACGCUAUUACAAGCAGCACUUGGCAAGAAGACUUCUCACAAAUAAGAGUGUUUCAGAUGACUCUGAGAAAAAUAUGAUCUCCAAAUUAAAGACUGAAUGUGGAUGUCAGUUCACAUCGAAACUGGAAGGAAUGUUCAGGGACAUGAGCAUCUCAAACACAACGAUGGAUGAGUUCAGGCAACAUCUUCAGGCGACAGGGGUGUCACUAGGAGGUGUUGAUCUCACAGUGCGUGUCCUCACAACAGGUUACUGGCCUACCCAGUCAGCCACACCAAAGUGCAACAUCCCUCCAGCUCCCAGACAUGCUUUUGAAAUAUUUAGAAGAUUUUAUUUAGCCAAACACAGUGGGCGACAGCUGACACUCCAGCAUCACAUGGGUUCUGCAGAUCUCAAUGCCACUUUCUAUGGGCCUGUUAAAAAGGAAGAUGGCUCAGAAGUUGGUGUAGGAGGUGCCCAAGUAACUGGCUCAAAUACACGGAAGCACAUAUUGCAAGUCUCCACUUUCCAGAUGACAAUAUUAAUGCUAUUUAACAACAGAGAAAAAUACACGUUUGAGGAAAUUCAACAAGAAACUGAUAUCCCCGAAAGAGAACUGGUUAGAGCCCUACAGUCCCUUGCAUGUGGCAAACCAACACAACGUGUUCUCACAAAAGAGCCCAAAUCAAAAGAAAUAGAAAAUGGUCAUAUAUUUACAGUGAAUGAUCAGUUCACAUCUAAACUACACAGAGUCAAGAUUCAGACGGUUGCUGCCAAACAAGGAGAAUCUGAUCCAGAAAGGAAAGAAACAAGGCAGAAAGUAGAUGAUGACAGAAAACAUGAGAUAGAAGCUGCUAUAGUUCGGAUAAUGAAAUCUAGAAAGAAGAUGCAACACAAUGUGCUAGUAGCAGAGGUAACUCAGCAGCUGAAGGCCCGAUUCUUACCAAGUCCAGUUGUUAUUAAAAAACGUAUUGAAGGACUUAUUGAGAGAGAAUAUUUGGCACGAACACCUGAGGAUCGCAAAGUAUACACUUACGUAGCAUAAAAUGCGUUCAGAAAAUUUGAUUUAUUCUUGGACUAUACUCUUCGCAUGAACUGGGAAGUUCUUUUAAAUCAUUAAUAUUAAGACGACCAUCUUCUCUAUUAAAUUACAUGUUCUAGACCAUUCAGAUCAAGCCUUUUACUCCUUUUGAGAGUUUUUGACAUGAAUUAAUUGAGCUUCAGGCUUUUCAACGUUAUCCCUGUAGAGAUCAUCCUUACAAUUCUUCGGGAAAAUGUGAAUGUGCCGCGUUUGUUUUCAAUACUGUAUGAAAACAGAGAAAUAAAAAUGACUUUAGAAAAUACAGCUCAUUUAAAAAAAUAAAUUUGUUGGAAUUUCAUUUCCCCAGAUCUUCAGUGUUGAUGUAAAUGUGUUUCUGUAGUGUUGCUUAGCACUUCGCGCAUUGUAUAAGUUGGGUUUAAAAGAAACCACAAGUGGUAAGGCAGAAUUCCCACUUACCUUGCUCUGCUUCAAAUGUUUCUUUAACUAGACAUGUUUAAUUUAAAUACUUGCUAAUUUUUUGAAGACCCAAGAAGACAACUUGAGCAUGUUUCACUCUUCCAGCUGCACUCACUGUUCCAACAUGAAUCAGGAACUUCUGGGGGCUCAAAAAAGACCGUAAUAAUUUUGGCUUUCCCUUCUGUAAUUUGAGUUCUUCUAAAUUAUAUUGAUUAGGUUUUUUUCUGGUUUCUUUAUAGGAAAAAGGACAAGAUUUUAGUGUGUAUAAACUGUAUAAUAAUUUUUGCUGUUGUACUCACUGCUGAUGGUGGAUUGUACAGGGCGAUGUUUUUAUUUCACUAAAUGUAGACAAAAUAAAUUUAAAAUAAAU